Soboliphyme baturini is the source of this 327-nucleotide messenger RNA. NCBI's taxonomy places the organism in Eukaryota, Metazoa, Nematoda, Enoplea, Dioctophymatida, Soboliphymatidae. The record is from the annotation of a GenBank genome assembly.
AUGCAAUGCCCAAAAAACUCACAAGGUGGUAUUCAUUGGGACGCAACAGCUGAACAUCCGCUAAACGACAGUACGAAAAGUCAGAAGGAGGCGGAUCAGUGGUUGAGAGAAGAACGUGAAAAUGAGUCUACGACUCGCAAGGAGUUGAAAACGAAGCCUAACGACAGCAUUCAACUCAUCGAGUCCCUUAGGCAGAACGAAGGGAAGCUGAAAGCGCAGCUGAAAACGGCUGAACAGGAAAAAAAGGACACAGACGUCCGUUGCAAGAAGGCGGAACGACAGCUGGAAGAAUGUCGCCAUCGACACAACGACGUUCAAUGGAAGUAG